Messenger RNA from Xenopus tropicalis (tropical clawed frog), 2924 nucleotides. RefSeq names its product melanoma cell adhesion molecule (gene mcam). The transcript has 18 exons. NCBI's taxonomy places the organism in Eukaryota, Metazoa, Chordata, Amphibia, Anura, Pipidae. Gene Ontology annotation, cellular component: membrane. The coding region runs from base 60 to 1949 and encodes 629 amino acids. The record is from RefSeq and is a predicted model, not a curated record.
UGCCUGCUCUCUCAGUGUUUUUUGAGCCUCUGCAGGGUGCUGUGUACAGUAGCAGGACCAUGACUUCUCUGAUACUGCUCUCCUUAUGCCUGCUCAGCUGGAGAGGUGCUUUGGGGCAGCCGGAUGGUGUACUGCAGGUUAAAGCAAAAGUGAGUGAAACCAUUAAGUUGCCAUGCAGUUCAUACAAAGAUGGAGAGUCCAACAACAAAACCCUGGAGUGGCUCAGUAAAAAAACUACAGAGAAGGUGAUUUAUCGCAGGGGUCCCAAUGGGCUCACUGUUCCUGAUCCUGAGCUGAAGGAGCGAAUGAGUGUGGAUGAGCACUUCACCUUAGAAAUAACAGAUGUCCGUGUCCAAGAUGAAAUGAUAUUUAUCUGCCGAGUGGUAGAUACCAGCACCAAAGAAGAUGCUGUACAGUUACUCGUUUUCAAGGCACCAGAAUCUCCAGAGAUCAUAAUGACAAAAACCAGCUUUCGCUCAACAGAUGAAAUCUCUGAGUUUGGAAGCUGUAAAAGUGUGAAUGGGUACCCACUUCCUACUAUCACCUGGUAUAAGAAUGACUUGCCUCUGAAACAUAAACAGAAUGAGGUGCAAAUAAGUUCCUUAAAUACCCAGCUUUCCAGUGGUUUAUACACAGUUGAGAGUUCACUGUCUCUGCCUCUUCAAAAAGAUGACGAUAAAGCAGACAUCUACUGUGAAGUCUCCUACCAUCUCCCUUCUGGUGACCAUAUGAUGGAAUCUGAAAAAAAGAACAUCACUGUUUUGUAUCCAAGUAAGAGUGUAAGACUGUUCCGGUUAUUUCCCAUUGGGCCAGUAAAAGAGGGCGAUGAUGUAGAAUUAAAGUGUGAGGGCGAUGGAACCAUGCCUCUGGAUAUAAACUACAAAAGGAAAGGCGAGGAAUUGAAUUUAGGAGAAGGUCCAUCCUUGAUUUUGGAGAAAGUUACUCACAGCUCCUCAGGGACCUAUGAGUGUACUGGAAUGGACUUUGAGAAUUUAGACGAAAGCAUGACUGAUGAGAUUGAGCUUCAAGUCCAUUUUCUCGAUCAGCCUGAGUUUUCUCAGAUGUCCCCUGUUGUUGUGCAUCCUGGUGACCACCUGAGUGUGUCUUGUGAAGCAAAUUCCUCAGUCGAGACAGAGACCCUGUGGAAGCAUAAGGGUCACAUUAUGGCCCACGACUCAUUUCUUACUCUGAGUGAGAUUACUCAUGCAAUGUCCGGGAAGUAUAUAUGCAUUGUAACUCUACCCAGUGUACCAGGGCUGAGUGUUAGCAAAGAGCUGGAAAUUAUUGUUAAAGGAAAACCAGAACUGUCUGUGAGCUCAAAGUCCAUCUACGUGCAAGAGAAUAAUCUAGCGACUGUGACAUGUAAGGCACUGGCUCAUCCAAAACCCACCAUCACUUGGUCUGCCAAUGGCACAACGUCAGAAAUGAUGGAGGGCCCCGAAAUAACUAGUGAGCUGUCCUUCAUAGUGACCUCCGAGCUGCUAGAUAUUGGAGUAGUCGUCUGUAAGGCAACAAACAAAAUGGGUAGCAGCAAAGAAGAAAUAAAACUAUAUCUGUCAACCACACCUCCUGUUUCUGUGACUACUAGUUCAGAUCUGUUGACUUCACCAGCUCCUGAGAAUAACACAGGAUCAGGAAACACAGUACCUUCAGAUACAAAAAAAGAUGUCCUUCGUGGAGGCAGUCAUGGUGUACUGAUUGUGGUUGUUAUUAUCUGUAUCCUGCUUCUGGCCAUCCUGGGAGCUGUGCUGUACUUUCUCUACAAAAAGGGCCGCAUUCCGUGUGGGCGUUCAGGAAAACAAGACAUUACGAAGCCUGGUGAGAAGGAACAGAUUGUUGUGGAGAUGAAGCCAGAUUCGCCCGCUGAAGAAUCAGUCCUGCUGCCUGGAGCGCAAGAAAAGAAGCCUCCAGGAGAUCAGGGGGAGAAGUACAUGGAUUUAAGAAACUGAAUCAGUCCGAUGUUGGAGUAAAUGGAUCCGUCUUUCGUAUUAUGUCUACAGCCCUACAUUGUCCUUAAAACUGCCAUUAGCCACCUCCUCCCCGUCCAGUACAGGAGUUGCUCUGUGGCUGAUCUCUGGUUAAAUCUGCAUACAAAGACUGUGGCAGUAAACCAACAGAACUGCCAUACCCAGAGAUUGUAUUUGCCUGCAGAUAGCCUUAAGGUGGCUGUUUUAUUAUAAUAUUGCCAUCCAGAAGAUGCCUGAUAACUAAGUGACCUUUGUGGCUUGCAGCUCAACUGCCUAUCACUGUUUACUCUGUGGACACAAAACUGACCCUGAGGUGGCCUUGGAAUUCCUGCCUUUGUUUAGUUUCAAGGCAAGGGUAUUUUAUGCAAAGUAACGGGUUGGAAAGAGUUAAACCCCCAAAUCUCUAAGCACAAAUGAAGAUUACUGUCCAAACUGAAGCACUGACAAUCCCCCCUCCCAUUUCUACUCGGAAGAGAGAAAGCCCUAUGUCCAUGCACUGUAUUCUAUCCUCAGAUUGUAGAUAUGGAAAUUACCCCUAUAAAAAAAACAAAAAAACAGUACCUAUCUUAAAGGAAAGAAAGGGCAUAUGAUUCUUCCCAAAGACACUGUGGGGCCAAUAUACUGACAUGUGUACUCUUUGACAACAGUGCAUUUAACCAAUGGCAAACAAUCAAAAAUUUGCAUUUGACCAGUCAAGAUGAAAGAAAAGAUCUGAUUGGUUGCUGUAGGUACCUGCACUUGUGCAAUUUAGCACCUGUUAGUUAAAAAAAAAACACCUCUAUAAAGCAGUAAGGGGUUUCUCCUAUGGUAUUUCCUACAUUACAUGCUGAAAACAGCUUUAUUUAGAACAGAUAUAUUUACGAUAUAUAUAUAUAUAUUUGUUGGUUUGUGUGUAAAUCUAAGGAAUCUAUUAAAGCUUUGCUUUUUUUAAAGUAUGUGAAAACAAAUAUGUUUAAA